AUGAAUUCAUUAAAAAACCCAGGAUUACAUUAUUGUUGGGUAUGGGUGCAAUGCUUAAAAGAAAGAUCCUUGCAUGACAAAAUCGUUGUAUCUUCCUCUUGUUUUGCAUCAAAUGAUCUUGCAUCCAGUGAUAUGAGUGACAAAGUUGACUUGGCAAACAAAUUAGAGGUAGCGGAUGGGAAUACGUAA
This is a messenger RNA of Cokeromyces recurvatus, 189 nucleotides long. RefSeq lists its product as uncharacterized. The record is from RefSeq and is a predicted model, not a curated record. The transcript has 2 exons. NCBI's taxonomy places the organism in Eukaryota, Fungi, Mucoromycota, Mucoromycetes, Mucorales, Mucoraceae. Bases 1 to 189 code for a protein of 62 amino acids.